Messenger RNA from Jatropha curcas, 2578 nucleotides. Its product is annotated as polygalacturonase inhibitor (DUF639). Lineage: Eukaryota; Viridiplantae; Streptophyta; Magnoliopsida; Malpighiales; Euphorbiaceae. The record is from RefSeq and is a predicted model, not a curated record.
CAAAAACACUUUUAACUAUUUAGGUAAAAAGAAAAUUUAUUUAGAGAUCCGUUUUUUGUGUGUUUGGUUGUUGGUCUUGUGAGAGUUGAUAGACAAGUAACUGUCUUCUUGGCGCAGGGCGCAGAAAUUAUUUGAAGAUGGUGAUGGUGAUGGUGGUUGUGAUUACUGUGCAAUUCCAUGAUUGUUGUGAGAAAGUUGUUUGAAUUGCAAAUUUGAUCGAUUUUAAUUGAAAAAGAAAAUGAGAUGGAAGGCCCAGCUAAGAUGGGAAUGCUUGAGAUUUUCAUGAGGAAUCACCAACAAUCUUUGAAAUCGCUAUUUCUCAGAAAGAGAUUAUCGGAUUCAAGCGAAGAUGGUUCACCUGGAAUUUCCCCCAGACCCAUUCCCCAACUCUCUCCUCUUGCCAAUUCCGUCGUCACUCGUUGUUCCAGAAUCCUAGGAGUCCCUACCCACGAGUUACAGCACCAUUUCGACAUUGAGCUACCAGAGAGCGUUAAGCAGCUCUUCUCUUAUGCCAGGAACUUCCUCGAGUUCUGCUCUUACCAAGCGCUCAAUUGGGUCACCAGACGCCCUGAUUAUUUAAGCGACAAAGAAUUUCGUCGCUUGACCUAUGAUAUGAUGCUCGCCUGGGAGAGCCCCAGUAUUGAACUUGAAUCCAAUCCGCAACUCAACGAAACUGCCUCUCCCUGUUAUCCGCAAGAAGAGGAUGAGGAUGGGGUCUCACUGUUUUAUUCAAGUUCCACUAAUAUGGCUGUUCAGGUUGAUGACACAAAAACCGUUGGCCGAGAGGCUUUUGCCCGCAUAGCUCCUGCUUGUGCUGUUGUUGCAGAUGUAAUGACUGUCCACAAUCUUUUUGAUGCGCUUACGAGUACUUCAGGAGAACGACUUCAUUUUCUUAUUUAUGAUAAAUACCUUCACAAUCUUGACAAGAUUAUUAGGGGAGCAAAGAGUACUCCAGGACUUUUGAUUUCCAAUCUUCAGCUCGCUGAGGGAGAGAUCAUCCUAGAUGUUGAUGGGACAGUGCCCACUCAACCAAUUCUGCAGCAUAUUGGAAUUUCAGCAUGGCCAGGUCGCUUAACACUGACUAACUUUGCUCUAUACUUUGAAUCACUGGGAGUUGGUAUAUACGAUAAAGCUGUUAGAUAUGAUCUGGCAACAGAUAUGAAACAGGUCAUAAAACCUGAAUUGACUGGACCAUUGGGCGCUCGCCUCUUUGAUAAAGCUGUGAUGUAUAAAUCAAUUGCCACAGCAGAGCCUGUUUAUUUCGAAUUUCCUGAAUUUAAGGGUAAUUCUCGACGAGAUUAUUGGUUGGAUAUAAGUAUAGAGAUCCUGCAUGCAUACAAGUUUAUUAGAAAAAACAACUUCAAAGAAACUCAGCAACUGGAGGUGCUUGCAAGGGCUAUUCUAGGCAUCUUCCGAUCUCGUGCAAUUAGAGAAGCUUUCCACUUCUUCUCGUCCCAUUACAAAACUGUACUUGCUUUCAAACUGGCUGAAAGUCUUCCUAAGGGUGAUAAGAUCUUGGAAACUCUAUCAAGUCGUCUGGCUCUUCUAAAUGUAACUGCCUCCCCGCGCAGCGUCAAUGGAUUUGCAAAUGCAAAGCAGCAACCAAUGCUUUCACCAGUUGCACUUCUGACUCUUAGACGACUUGGAUUAAUGUUACAAAAGGAGACAAAUAUAGAUGGAGAAGCAAUUGAAAUAGGAGAUCUUUGUGUUGGUGAGACAAAUCCAUUGGAGAUAGCAGUGAAAAAGUCAGUGUCAGACAUCGGGAGAGCUGAAGCUGCACAAGCAACUGUGGACAAAGUGAAGGUUGAAGGGAUUGAUACAAAUGUUGCAGUAAUGAAGGAACUGAUGUUUCCAGUUAUUGAAUUCGUUAGUUGUCUUCAGCGUUUGGCCUGUUGGGAAGAUCCAUUUAAAUCAAUGGUGCUUCUGGUUGUAGGCUGUUAUGUUAUUUUAAGGGGUUGGAUCAAAUUCAUAUUACCAUCCAUUUUCAUAUGCUCUGCGGUUUUCAUGUUCUUCCAAAGGCAUUUCAACAAAAAGGAGCCCUUGGAAGCUUUUAGAGUUAGAGCUCCCCCAAAUAAAAAUGCUGUGGAGCAGUUGCUGACAUUGCAAGAAGCUGUGACACAUGUUGAAGCACUAAUUCAGACUGGGAAUAUUAUUCUUCUGAAGAUUAGAGCUCUUCUGUUUGCUGUUCUUCCACAGGCAACAGAUAGGAUUGCUCUCCUGCUAGUUUUCAUUUCUGUUACAGUUGCAUUGGUGCCUUCAAGAUACUUAAUUCUGAUGAUAUUUUUGGAGGCCUUUACGAGGGAAAUGCCUUAUAGAAAAGAGAGCAGCGAUAGGUGGCGGAGACGGUUAAGAGAAUGGUGGAUUAGAAUACCAGCAGCUCCUGUUCAGCUUCUUAAACUUGACGAGAACAAGAAAAAGAAGUGAAUAAACAACAUUCUUUUGUAAAUCAUAUACCAAAAGAUCAUAGAGCAAGAGCUUGUAAACUGUAUAGGAACUUGUAUAGAGUUUUGUUCAUUUUAAGUUUUAUUUAUUUAUUUUUACUCACAACUUCCUUUGAUCUCUGGUAAAAGUUUCUUGA